AUGUCACCAGUGCUAUCGAGAAAACCCAUAGUUGCUUGCUCAUCUCCUCGUCGGACUCGGCGAAAAAUUUCUGGGCAGAUAUUUUCUCCAAUCUAUGAAUUACCUGUCUCGGAAAAUUCCAGGGGUGAUGUGUUCACUAAAUCUCGGCUUAAAUCAAACGCUCAAGAGCCAAACUCACACCUGAUCGAAUUGAACCGGAAUAAUCUCAAGCGCACCAAAAUGAAGAUUGUAUCGAUCACUCGGGCCUGUCACAAAUCACAACGGCUCUCUGGUAUGACCCAGCCGAGUUGUCGGAAAUGUCGCUACCGUUGCCGAAAGGUCUCUCGUAUUUCUCAACCAAAAAACUCUUCAACGCCCAAAUCUAAUCUCCAGCCCAAGUCCUCCUCUACUCCCUUCAUAACCCACGCUACCCCGACUACUGCAGUGCAUAUCUGGCAAUCAUCCGUCCGCUGCGACGAUGCCGAAUCGGAUGACAAAAAGCUUUCUGACCCCUCCCAUGUCGACGAAGGUGCUUGGCUUAGCGAUCCUUCUGCUGAUAACUCCACCGCCUCCUCCUCCAUCUCCUCCCUUCUCCCCACUAGCGUUAGUGGGUGUGAAACUAAGGGCGAUGCUGAAGUUGAGGAAGACGAAUCACUAGAAAUAAUGGAGAUUGCCCAGUCUGAAGUAGAGACUAUGGAGGAGCCACAGCCGUCUGCUGUACCAUCAGCCGAAGAAUAUGAGCCUGAUGCCGGUGAACUGUGUGAAGUAGACCCAUUCGCUUUUAUUCGGACACUCCCUCCGGUGUCGGACGAGCUCUUCGCCUAUCCACCGGCUCUGCCAAAGCGGACACGGUCGUGUCCGGAGCACUGUCUGGUUCUCGAUCUAGAUGAGACACUGGUGCACUGCAGCCUCGAACCCCUUGUAGACGCUCAGUUUGUCUUUCAGGUCGUUUUUCAGGGUGUCGUUUACAUGGUAUACGUGCGUGUAAGGCCACAUCUCUUUCAUUUCCUUGAAAGAGUGUCGGAACUAUACGAGGUUGUCCUUUUUACCGCGAGCACCAAGGUUUACGCAGAUAGACUUGUCAACCUCCUGGACCCCAAGAAACAGUGGAUUAGACACCGACUGUUUCGGGAAAACUGUAUUUUUGUCAAUGGAAACUACGUAAAGGACCUGCGUGUGUUAGGAAGGGACUUAACUAAAACCGUCAUAAUUGACAACUCCCCCCAAGCCUUUGGCUAUCAGGCAAGACAGUGUCUAAGCAACGGGAUACCUAUUGAAAGCUGGUUUACUGACCAGGAGGAUAACGAACUAAUGAAAUUGAUUCCCUUCCUCGAACGUCUUGCGAAAUUGUCUGAUGUAAGGCCUAUCGUGGAUAGCCAAUUUCGGCUGCAAUCAAAGGUAUUUGCGAAGGAGCCUCCUCAGCCACCUCUUCAAUGUUUUUCCUCCACCGCUGGCACUACCUACCCCUGCGAUGAGCACAUGGAGGUGGCCGAGCCUGAGUGCGAGUGUGAAGACGAGGGAGUAAUCGAUCUUGCAGAAGUUGACAAGGAGGAACCAAAGGUUCAGGUGGCAGACCCAUCGAAUGGAACCACUGUGGUUUUUGCCGCUGCCGUGGCAAUACGACGGCUCGGUCUUUCUGCGCGCCCGUAA
This is a messenger RNA of Echinococcus granulosus, 1629 nucleotides long. RefSeq names its product CTD small phosphatase-like protein 2. The record is from RefSeq and is a predicted model, not a curated record. Gene Ontology annotation, molecular function: phosphoprotein phosphatase activity. The transcript is spliced from 9 exons. The coding region runs from base 1 to 1629 and encodes 542 amino acids. Lineage: Eukaryota; Metazoa; Platyhelminthes; Cestoda; Cyclophyllidea; Taeniidae.